UUCACAUAGACCGGUCGUCAUUCUUUGGAUUCACAUUGGGUCGCUUUCCUGUUGUGUCUCAUUCUCAAAAUUUUCCUGUCGGUAAACGUAUGGAUUUUUUUUCUGUGAAAAUACGAAAUAAGAGAUUUGUGAUCGGCCGAGUGCGUAGCGAGUACGUAUAUGUGGCGAAUUCUCUACGAGGUAUUCCGAAGUAUUGAAAAAUUAAACAUGAAACGUACAACAAUGGUGUUUCUGAUUUUCGUGGUCUUACUAAUCGGAGGUGAUGUUUUCCUGAUCUACAGUUAGGCGAGAGAGCGCGCGAGCAAUCGAUCAAUCAGCCAAUCUCGUCGUCCGAUCACGUGCAACCGAUUCUUACAGAGGUGAAAAAGACCAUGGAAAAGAUGUCGAGAUCUAACGCGACGACAUCAUUCACAACGCGACUUACAACGCACGAAUCGACAACUGUUGCGACGAGAACAACGACAACGAAUACACCGAGUACUGCAUCGACGACGAAUGUCGUGAUAGCUUCGACUGCAUCCACCACAAAUGCAUCGACAAGUGCAACAAGCGCAUCACUUUCGUCGAGCACCAUUUCUUCAUCGAGUGUUACAGCGGUUAAGUCACAAACGACAGAAUCAACCUUGGAAACGAAUGCAACGACAAAUUCAUAUAUGACGACCACGAUGACUACGGUAAAGGAAUCGAAGAGCGAAACCAUGCCAAUAGAUACAACGAUUACGAAAAAUACGGCAAUCUCUACGAGGGAUUCAUCGUGGAUGAAAGAGUCCACCAUCGAGACGCCGACUAGUAUAUCGAAAGUUCCGAAAACUACGAGCGAGCAAAUCAUCACUGAGGCCGAAACCACGGAAGUUAUCACAACUGAAGUAACAACUAACACGGACACGACACCGCAUGCAACUGUCAUUCCUUGCAAAGAAUUCAAUUAUGUCGCGAGAGACGCGAACACUGGAGUGGCGUGCGUUCAGGCUAACAUGACAAUUCAAAUCAAUCUGCAAUACAUGACGAAUUAUUAUCGAACAAAUGAGGCUGCUUUAACAGUUCCAAGAAAAGCAAAAACCAGUGGUAUCUGUGGUGAAAAAACUGCAGAGAUUACUUUGAGCUGGAAAGACGCCGUCGAAAAUCAAGCCGAUGUUAAGGAAAAUAAAAUCACUUUUCGCUAUUCUCACGACGAUAGCACAUACUUCCUCGACUCCACUUCCGUCGAUGUGCAUUUGGACAACAAUAACUUCCCGAAUGCGCAACAUAAGAGAAUAAGAGAGGAUACAAUGGGCAGACACUUGCGAUUGUUCUCCACAUCAAUGAAGCACAGAGUAUAUAUACGUAGAUUAGGAGCCGAAAUAAACGUUGGAGAUUGGGUGAACGUUCUUAUUUCCAAUAUCAGCUUAAUCGCAUUUGCUAGCUGCUCUGAAGCUAAUAGUUCGAGAGCAGGUGGUGACAUCGGGGAAAAUGUUAAUAAUGACGUGAUAGCUGGCGUAAUAAUUGGUACUAUUAUUCUGAUUUUGAUCAUCUUCUUUUUAAUAUGGUGCAAGAAGAAAAAAAACGCCGCCAUCAAAAACUUUAACAUCAAGCUCUUUAUUGGAUCAUCUUUCUAUCUAUCAUAAAAGUGGUAUUCAAAUAAGAAAAUAAUUUGAAUAUCACAAAUCUUCUUCAAAUGGUUAAAUAUCACCAAUCAAUCUUUACAUUUAAAAGUGUUCAUGCUUUAAAAAGAAUAUUUGCGAUUCCUUUUCUAUUGUUUAUCUCACAAUAAAUUAACGAAGCGCUUGGCGAUCCGUAAAUUAGGUAUUCUUCUCUGCGUUUUUUAAAUAAAUUGUCGAUG
Odontomachus brunneus is the source of this 1819-nucleotide messenger RNA. Its product is annotated as mucin-22-like. Gene Ontology annotation, cellular component: membrane. NCBI's taxonomy places the organism in Eukaryota, Metazoa, Arthropoda, Insecta, Hymenoptera, Formicidae. The transcript is spliced from 5 exons. Bases 372 to 1604 code for a protein of 410 amino acids. The record is from RefSeq and is a predicted model, not a curated record.